Molecule: messenger RNA, 1618 nt
Organism: Myotis brandtii (Brandt's bat)
Lineage: Eukaryota; Metazoa; Chordata; Mammalia; Chiroptera; Vespertilionidae
Gene: SMIM14
Product: small integral membrane protein 14
Exons: 5
Coding region: 16-372 (118 amino acids)
Cellular component (GO): endoplasmic reticulum
Source: RefSeq, a predicted model, not a curated record
ACUGAAAAGACUGUUAUGAACCACGUGAUCAAGCAAGAUUUAAACAGUCAAGUUAAAUCAAGCUGGGUAAUCAUGGCAGAAGGAGGAUUCGAUCCCUGUGAAUGUGUUUGCUCUCAUGAGCAUGCGAUGAGAAGGCUGAUCAAUCUGUUGAGGCAGUCCCAGUCCUACUGCACAGACACAGAAUGUCUCCAAGAAUUACCAGGACCCUCUGGUGAUAAUGGCAUCAGUAUUACCAUGAUCUUAAUGGCCUGGAUGGUAAUUGCAUUGAUCUUGUUUCUACUGAGACCUCCUAAUCUUCGAGGAUCCAAUCUAACUGGGAAGCCAACCAGUCCUCAUAAUGGACAAGAUCCACCAGCCCCUCCUGUGGACUAACUUUGCGAUAUGGGAAGUGAAAAUAGUUAACACCUUGCACGACCAAAUGAACGAAGAUGACCAGAGUACUCUUAACCCCAUUAGAACUGUUCUUCCUUUUGCAUCUGCAAUAUGGGAUGGUAUUGUUUUCAUGAGCUUCUAGACAUUUCAUUUGCAAGCUUAUUUUUGCCUCCUGUGUUAUCACCAUUCCUAUUCACGGUGUAUUUGAGUAAAUGAUUAUAUUUUUAAAAAAUUACAUGGGCUUUUUGGUUACCCUAAACUCAAACAUUCCAUUCAUUCUAUUUGUAACUGUGAUCACAAUUUUGGUGAUGAUUUCUGGCCUGAUUGAAGGAAAUUUAAGAUCUCUGCAUUUAAAUAUUUUAAAUAGUUUUGAUAGAUUUUAAGGUUGCUUUUUUCAUAGGCUAUUUAUAAAGUUAUUUGGGGUUGUCUGAGGUUUUAUGAAAGAAAAUUAAAACCACACUAUAUUUCUACUUACCUUGGUAGUUUAUUUGUGUGUGGGUAGCAGUUCUUGGGACUGUGGCAGCCUUUGGAAUAUUUUACAAGUUACAGCUGAAAUCUGCAUCAUCCAUUACAACUGGCUUAUGUGACUAGAAAAGGAGGAGAGAAUAAAUUAUAUAACUGUUUACUAAGGUUUUCAUUCCCAUAAAAAUGUCUAAUAUUAAGAAAACUUUAAAUAAAUGUGAUUUAAAUAUGGUGGAUGAUUUUCAGCCCAUUAUAUGACAUAUGAAGCCACUGUAUAUUAACUAGCCUUACAAGGUUCAUGAAAGGAGGAAAAUAGUUCAUUCUUUUUGCCUUUGCCAGGUAUAAUCUAUUCAGUAAUAAUUUAAUCUGUAAUUUAUUUCUUAAAUGAGUGCCUCUCAGAAAGCUUCCUUUUUGUUCAGACACUUCCCUGUUAAAUGAAACUCUUAAAGCUAACUGUAUGGGGAGCCUGUUUGCUUACUGACAUUUGAAUGCUAUUUGCUUAUUUACUCUAUUUUCCUUUGAAGAAAAAUAAAUUUUGAGUAUUUUGUGGUCCUUCUGACUUUUAAAAAUAUUUAAUAAAUUCUUGGUUUACUCCAAGGGAAAAGGAGAAAAAUGAGGAACAAUCAAGGAUUUUUUUCUUACCCUGUAUCUCAUUCUUAUUUUGGUAAUGGAAUGGAUUGGGGUGGGGAAAUAUAGGCAAAAUUUUGAACUGUAUGAAAAGUAAAAGGUUGCAUUGUUUUGGUUAGUUUGAAAGAAAAUGAAUACAAAUGGCAUUUUAAAAAGG